Messenger RNA from Oncorhynchus mykiss (rainbow trout), 3946 nucleotides. Lineage: Eukaryota; Metazoa; Chordata; Actinopteri; Salmoniformes; Salmonidae. The record is from RefSeq and is a predicted model, not a curated record.
UUUCUCUUCCCAAUCUUGCACUUUCACUGUUUCAGUGCUGCCACGGCGAGGAGAGGAGAGGAGGCUUUCCAACCCACGUUUAUCUACUCCUUGGAAGGCGAGUGAGGGGGAGACCCUUCACCACUACUGCUCUCGUCUAUACGUUUACGUUACCGUGCUGGUAACGGACCACGUACUGAUCACGACCACGGCAUUCCCGGAUCGGUUGGUCACGGGCUAUUAGGACCUAGGACAUUUAAUCUCAUUCUGGACCAACCGUUCCAGUUCUAGCAGCGAGCAGCGGGAGUUUGAGCAGAGAGGCACCGUACCCUGGUUGAUAUCCGUAGCGGGUCCCUUCUCGCGCUCUGCUCGCUCACAGGCAGACAUGGAAGAUGGUCCGUCUUCGACAAGCUGUUUUAGAAGGAUCACGGACUGUUUUCUGGGCUCAAGUCUGACGGAUGACCAAGUGAAGGAUUAUUUAACCCUUCACCCUCAGAUGCUGGAUGAGUUUGUAUCGGAGAGCGUGAGUUCAGAGACGCUGGACAGAUGGCACAAGAGGAAGAGCAGCGGUAGCCUGCCUGCAGACACGUCAUCAUCAUCAUCAGCUAAAGAAGGCAGCAGGUACCAGGACAGUAACAUGCAGAAGUUGGUGCAUGACCUCACCAGUUGUCUGGAACAGUGUCUGGACACUAAGCUGCUUCUCUAUGACCUGUGUACCAUCAUCAAAACAGCCACGAAAGCAGAUGGAUUUGCCCUUUAUUUCAUGGGAGAAUGUAACAAUAGUGUGUGUUUGUUUAAACCAACGGUGGCUGAGGACGGUCCUCCCACCCUCAUCCCAGCUGGCCCGGUCACGUUUGGGACCACCAUCGCCACACACGUGGCCACAACACGCCAAACUCUGCUAGUAGAGGACAUCACAGGGGACCAGCGUUUCCCAGAAGGCACAGGUCAGGACUCAGACUCAGGGAUUCAUGUUCACUCUGUCCUGUGCCUCCCCAUCCUCACGGCCAUCGGUGACCUCAUAGCUAUCCUGGAGCUGCAUCGGCACUGGGGCAAUGAGCCCUUCAAUACCAGCAACCAGGAGGUUGCGACGGCGAGUUUAGCAUGGGCAUCUGUAGCUAUUCACCAAGUACAGGUGUGCAGAGGCCUAGCCAAACAGACGGAGCUCAAUGACUUCCUGCUAGAAGUGUCAAAAACGUACUUUGACAACAUUGUGGCAAUAGAUUCUCUACUUGAACAUAUAAUGAUAUAUGCAAAAAACCUGGUGAAUGCGGACAGAUGUGCACUGUUCCAGGUGGACCACAAUAACAAUGAACUGUACUCAGACCUGUUUGACAUCGGGGAGGAGAACGAGGGCAAACCUGUCUUCAGGAAAACCAAAGAGAUUAGGUUUUCUAUAGAGAAAGGUAUAGCGGGCCAAGUGGCACGGACGGGGGAGGUCCUUAACAUCCCAGACGCCUAUGCAGACCCACGCUUUAAUAGAGAGGUGGACCUCUAUACGGGAUACACCACGCGGAACAUCCUAUGCAUGCCCAUCGUUUCCAGGGGGACCGUAAUAGGGGUCGUACAGAUGGUUAACAAGCUGAGUGGAAGUGCCUUCACCAAAACAGACGAGAACAACUUCAAGAUGUUUGCCGUCUUCUGUGCUCUAGCCUUGCACUGUGCCAACAUGUACCACCGGAUCAGGCACUCUGAGUGUAUCUACAGGGUAACCAUGGAGAAGUUGUCCUACCACAGUAUCUGUACUUCAGAGGAGUGGAAGACCCUCACACAGCUGGACCUUCCUACGCCCCUAUACAAAGAGAUAGAACUGUUUCAUUUUGACAUUAGUCAGUUUGAGGAGCUGUGGCCGGCUGUCUUUGUAUACAUGGUCCACAACUCAUGUGGAGAGACCAGUUUUGAGUUGGAGAAGUUGUGCAGGUUCACAAUGUCUGUGAGGAAGAAUUAUCGGCGUGUUCCCUACCACAACUGGAAACAUGCGGUGAACGUGGCUCACUGUAUGUACGCCAUACUGCAGAAGACCACCGGCAUCUUCACUGAGAUAGAGAAGAAGGGUCUGCUGAUAGCCUGUCUAUGUCAUGAUCUGGACCAUCGAGGAUACAGUAACACCUACCUGCAGAAGUUUGACCAUCCUCUAGCUGCCCUGUACAGCACAUCUACAAUGGAGCAGCACCACUUCUCCCAGACUGUAUCCAUCCUCCAGCUGGAAGGGCACAAUAUUUUCUCCAACCUGAUUUCCAGUGAGUACGAGCAGGUGUUAGAGGUCAUCCACAAGGCCAUCAUCGCUACAGAUCUGGCGCUCUACUUCGGCAACCGCAAACAGCUAGCUGAACUACUGAGCACUGGAGCUCUGGACCUGGACAACCACCAACACAGGGACCGUGUGAUUGGUCUGAUGAUGACAGCAUGUGACCUGUGUUCCGUUACCAAGCUGUGGCCAAUCACGCGACUCACAGCCAAUGAUAUCUACGCUGAGUUCUGGGCUGAGGGGGAUGAGAUGAAGAAGAUAGGUAUACAGCCCAUCCCUAUGAUGGACAGAGAUAAGAAGGAAGAGGUUCCUCAGGGGCAGGUGGGGUUCUACAAUGCUGUUGCACUCCCAUGUUAUACCACCUUAUCUGAGCUCUUCCCCCCUUCUGGCCCUCUUCUACAAGCCUGCAAGGAGAACCUUGGCCAGUGGGAGAAGAUAGUGAAUGGAGAGGAGGAGGACAGUGGAGUGAGAGGAGUGUGGGCUCCGUCAGAGCCUGUUGACCCCAGGAUAGAGCCUGUUGACCCCAGGGCAGAGCCUGUUGACCCCAGGGCAGAGCCUGUUGAUCCCAGGGCAGAGCCUGUUGACCCCAGGAUAGAGCCUGUUGUCCCCAGGGCAGAGCCUGUUGACCCCAGGGCAGAGCCUGUUGACCCCAGGGCAGAGCCUGUUGACCCCAGGGCAGAGCCUGUUGACCCCAGGGUAGAGCCUGUUGACCCCAGGAUAGAGCCUGUUGACCCCAGGGCAGAGCCUGUUGACCCCAGGGCAGAGCCUGUUGACCCCAGGGCAGAGCCUAUUGACCCCAGGGUAGAGCCUGUUGACCCCAUUGUAGAGCCCAGCACGGAGGAACCAUCUAACCCUGACUCAGGCCCUGUGAAGGUGGACACCUGACUAGUAGUGAAGCCACUGCUCGCCCUCACUACCACGCAAGUCAAUACACCCUCACUACCACAUGCCCUCGCUACCACAUGCCCUCACAAUGUCCCCUGCCAGCAGGUGUGUGUACUUCCUGUCUGGACUUCCUAUGUCAGCGACUCAAUUCCUUCUGCAACAGGAAGGGGCGGGAAACAUGCGUAGGGACGAGGGAAGAUGAUUGGUGGAUUUACUGACAAGGGGAUUAUUUUCGGAAACACACAGUUACCUCAUUGGGUGAGGAAGGAGAGGAGGUAACACAGACGUUGUCAUCCACUCCUGUAGACACGGACGGAGGACCGCAGGGGUGUGUUCAUUAGGCACCAAACGCAAACAAACGGGCCGAAACAGGGAGAGACUACCUGGGCCGGUCCAAUAAGAAACAGUUGUUUUACGAUUUCCGUUGCAAAAUGUUUUGCACUGAUGAAUACAGCCGAGUGGGGAUUCGGCACCAAUCACCUGAUCUACCAACCACCUGAUCCACUAACCACCUGAUCCACUAGUCACCGGAUCCACCAGUCACCGGAUCCACCAGUCACCUGAUCCACCAGUCACCUGAUCCACCAGUCACCUGAUCCACCAGUCACCUGAUUCAACAACCACCUGAUCCACCAACCACCUGAUCCACCAACCACCUGAUCCACCAGUCACCGGAUCCACCAGUCACCUGAUCCACCAACCACCUGAUCCACCAACCACCUGAUCCAACAGUCACCGGAUCCACCAGUCACCUGAUCCACCAGUCACCUGAUCCACCAACCACCAGAUCCACCAGUCACCGGAUCGACCAGUCACCUGAUCCACCAACCACCU